Molecule: messenger RNA, 3653 nt
Organism: Strongylocentrotus purpuratus (purple sea urchin)
Lineage: Eukaryota; Metazoa; Echinodermata; Echinoidea; Camarodonta; Strongylocentrotidae
Gene: btbd16
Product: BTB/POZ domain-containing protein 16
Exons: 15
Coding region: 413-2458 (681 amino acids)
Source: RefSeq, a predicted model, not a curated record
CAGCGCCAGCAUACCGCAUUGCAUGCCCGGGAUUGAAGAUGUCAACAUUGCACUAGCUAUUCGCACGCGAGCGGUGCUUAUUCCGCCGCCCUAACCUUCUCCCGACCGAUAUCGCUGUCUCCCGCUGGCCUUGGCGUCUUUGCCGCGGUGUAGCUGUAGCUGAUCUAGGCAAUCAUAAACAACACAUUCAUUGGGAUUUGUCGUGCACUCGACAUGAUUCAUCUUUAAACUUUAGGGAUGGAGAAACAAAUCAACAAGAAUAACUGACAUUGUCACCACUACAUCUGCACUCAAGCAAGGAUUCAAAUUCAAAGUGUCACAAAUUAGGGGAUAUCUUGACAAACUCGGUCAAUUCAGUCCGAUUCAGUCAAGAAUUUCUUCACAGAAAACAGACAGUGAGACACAGGAUAAAAUGGCAGAGACAACUUUAAUCCGUAACUUUUCUUCGAGCACGUCGCAUGCAUCAGGAAGAUUUGUAUUGCCAUAUUUACCAACGGAUCCUCCAAGAUUCAACCCUCAUGCACUUUCUUACUCCAUGGCCCUGCAGAGUGCUCCUUUCACCGCUCUCAAAGGUGUCGUAGUAGACGGCAGGCAACCACCAAGGCACCCUGAGUCUCCUCGCUUCAGGAUACGGAAGCAGGUAGGAGGGACAAACAGAUGGAGGCUUCCGGAGUCACUUGGAGGUGAUCUUCUAGGAACUUCUCAAGCCAUUCGAUCUACCAAUGAACCUUACAACAAGAACACUAUAGCUAUUCUAUCAGCUGAUAACCCUGCUACUACAGUCAACCGUGACCUUGAUCGUCCUUACCAGUUUCACUCCACGGAGGGUCAUGCUAAGCCGAUGACAGCCCCAGCUCCAGCUCAGUUUGGUAGUGAGAGCUGGUAUAACCAGAGGGUUCCCAGUCCUCAGCCUCCUGCUACAGCUCCACUCCAUGGCAAGAAACCAACACAACAUCCUGCUCCAAUUGAGAAAUUCCGACCAAUGUCUGCCAGGUCUCCUACACCUGUAGAUAUCUUCCAUUAUCAUUCAGCUCCUGUACACAGUCUGCUUGGACCUGACAUCUUGCUUCAAUGUUUGGAUACAAACUGGGAGUUGCACCGUCCCUACAUCCGCAAGGCAUGCACUCUAACACAGUUACUCCAGAGAGCUGAAGAUAAACCGCAUGAAGAGCUCUACUACAGAGAUCCUAUGUCAGCUACGGUAGAUCAGUAUAUCAGCAAGAGCCAAUUCUACAGCUCUGAAUAUCAGAAGAUUAGCAGAGAGCAGAGCACACAGCCAGCUCCUACAGACAGCAUCAAACAGACACCUAAGAAAGAUAUCAACCACCCAUCACAUAUCGUUGCAGCUAGGACUAGUAACAUGGUGAAACUCAAGCUAAAAAUCAAAGAUUCUAUGGUAUCCAAGGAAGCUUUUGCCAUAGCCCUUGGUAACCUCUACCAUGAAGGUGUCAACCCUGAGCGCACUGAUGUGGUCGGUGUCCUAGCUUCUGGUCAUGCCUUGGGAUUCCCAGACCUUGAGAGGAGGUGUGCUGAUAUUAUGAUGGAUGACAUUCAAGCUAAUACAGUGUGUAGAUAUCACCAGGCUGCACUCAAGUACAAGAUUGGUCAGGUGGUGAAUGCAUGUGAACGUUGGUUAGAACUCAAUCUGAUUCCACAGUUGUCAGUUCAGAUCCAGCUGAGACAGUUACCGAUCGAACUCCUUCAGAAGAUCAUUAAAUCAAGCAGGUUCUUUACCUUCAAUGAGUACUAUGUGUACAAGAUGCUGUGCUACUGGAUAUUUCUUCAGGAGAAUGAUCACCUUCAGUUGAUGCCAUCCCAUAGUACCAUCGUCACAUUCUUCAACAGUAUGUCACGGUCCAGUGCUUUCAUAGAGCAGGAGAGAGGACAGCCCUACGCAGGUCUCUUCAUGUCAUUAAGGAUGAGUGGCAUCACAGAUACACGACAUCUAGAUGAUAUGCUUCAGAUGAAUGUAGUACCUAAUCAGUGGAUCCUACGUACCCUGACCUUACACUACCAUGCCUUACAGGGUGGUGGAGAUAUGUCCCUCAUGCAGGACUUCAAGAAGGAUGCCAUCAGACUUGGCUUCAUCAUUGAACAGGAGCCUCGUUAUCACUGUGAAGUGAUCUCUGUGCAUGGGUUUCACUUUGAGUUGAAGGCACAGCGUGUUGGCAAACAGAACUCAUAUCAGUUCUAUAUUCAGCGAUUGAAGCCCCGCGAUCCUGCCCUGUCCUUCCGUGUCUGUGAGCGUCAGACGUUCUCUUUGCGUCAGGACCGAGAAGUCCUCUAUUCCAUCCGGAUCCAGAGCCGCAUCAAAGGCCAGGACUAUGCCUUCAACACAGGCAUCCUAGGCAAGAGGUUUGGACUAGGACCCAAUACCUGCAAGAGUGAGGUCCUAACCCUGGAGGGGUUGUGUUUACCCCUCUACAUCACCUACUCCCUCCUCUUCCCACCUUCCUAAAGAGAACUCAUUCACACAUGGGACUUGAUCAUCAACAUGCUUUGUAGGUUGAAUAUUAAUUAAGAAAACCAAUGCAAUGGAAUUUUUAAAAAACAGACAAAAACGAAAUUUGAGGGAAAAAAUAAAGCAAAUCAACCAAGCUUUCUUAUGAUUUCAAGUUUAACAUUUAUGUUUUAUUAAUAAAAGUUGAUAAAUAAGUGAUAUAAACUGGCACAUCACAAGUAUGAGAUUUACACAGUAACUUAAAAUACACUUCUUCAUUCCAUUACAGCAUUUACAUUCCACUUGUAAGACUUAUAUUAUUGACAGUGUCUUAUUUUUAUAAACAAUUCAAGUAUUUACUUUCUGUAUUGAAUGUGAUGUGGAGUUUUGGCGAUGUGUGUACAAUUACAGGAAAUAUGUGUGGUUGCUACUGUAUAUGAGUGCUUGAAAGCAUUAAUAUUACAUUAUAUUAUUGAAAUACAAUAUAUAGUUUAGAGUUUAUAAUUCAGAUAGAGAGUACAAACAAGGGACCACUUGAGGUAGUUUUGAGGUGUUCUAUAUCAGAUUUAUUACAUAUUCACAUAUCAGUAUCAGAUAUUACAGUGGAUGCUACCUGUUAUCAGGUCUGUCUGGAGUGUUAACUCAUAUACUUUAACACAGAGUUAUCACCUAUUUGGCUCUCAACAGAUGACCUUUUAGACUUGAUUAUGUGUUUACAAGUAUCUUAAUGAAUAAUUUUAAUUGGAAAAAACAUACAUUAGUGUAUUAAUACAUGUUUUUGGCUACACAAGAAGUCACUACUUUAUUGUAAACAAUGAUACCUACGAUCUUUAAUAAAAGGGCAUUUAAAACCAAGCAAAUUCUAAUCAUGAUAACAGAUUUGAUAUUCUUUUCAUUCAAGGUAAUAUCACAUUUGCUGUGCCUUGUUUUUGGACAUGUCAAAGACAAAAUUGAUGUUUUUGUUGCAUAUAACCAACUUUUGCAUUAUUUCCUUGUAUUAUCCAUUAUUAUAAUGGGAUGAGUUUGCACAUGUUUCAUUACAUUCCUCUAUAUUAUUGGGCUCAAAGUAUAGAAUACCUUGCUUAUAUUCAGUAAAGCAACAAAGGUCUAUGAUAAUCAAUAUUUGGAACUGCUCUCAAAACAUAAGGAUGUCAGAUUAGACACAUAUAUAUUGCCUUAAAAGUGUAUUCAUGGUAAAAAGUGGCAAGGCUUU